Osmerus eperlanus (European smelt) is the source of this 5851-nucleotide messenger RNA. It is a transcript of the gene akna, whose product is annotated as AT-hook transcription factor. The record is from RefSeq and is a predicted model, not a curated record. NCBI's taxonomy places the organism in Eukaryota, Metazoa, Chordata, Actinopteri, Osmeriformes, Osmeridae. The coding region runs from base 905 to 5224 and encodes 1439 amino acids. Gene Ontology annotation, biological process: neuroblast delamination; neuroblast division in subventricular zone; epithelial to mesenchymal transition. Gene Ontology annotation, cellular component: centrosome. The transcript has 25 exons.
UUUCAGAUAACUUUUCCGCCAGCAAAAUCAGAGCCACGGUUCCUGAAAUAAUUAGCUAGCUAGCGUUGUAGCACAUGCAACUGCAACUGUAACUAACACUGGUCUUCCCUUUGAAUUGAAAAUGUGCGUGUUGGGCCAGAAAUUCAAAAAGAAAAAAAAUUAGUCAACGGCUUCUAACAUUUUAAAAAAUGCGAGAAAAAAAGUGGAAGCGAUGCCUAUUAGGACAAGACGAAGAAUUCUGGAAAAUCUGUUAGGAGUUAUCUUCUUGUGCCAACAGUAAGAACCAGUUAUUUCAGCAUUGUCAGAACAGAUAACACUGCUUUCAAGCAAAAUAAUCGGAUGGAUACUGUAGACAUUGGCUAGAAGUUGACGACGUUCGAAUCUAACCAGAUGUGGAAGUGGUUAAGUUUGGAUGUAUAUGCAUGGUCGCUUGGUGACAUUGGGGUGGGUCUGUAUUAGUUUGUGUGCGGUUCCCCAAGGCAACCACGGCUGCUGCUUUGAAGUGCGGAUGAGCUCAAAUCUCGACGACUUUCUCUGUCUAGCAUUGAAUGCCGUUGCAAAAGAUUUCCAGACCAGACAGAACCAGUGAGAGGGAAGCGCUUUUAUCCAUACCUCACGUAGCCAAGGCAACAGGGUCUGCCACGCCGGCUGUGAGAUGCAUCAACAGUAGAGGACUCAGUUUUGUGCUUCACACCAGCUUCAGGCUGCCCUGCUAGAGAUCAGCACCUGACCAGCGACAAGGAUUCACUCCCAGCCGAGCGCUGCAUCAUGGCUCUGGAGGCGGACUCUGACGUAGCUACCAAGCAGCCAAUCGGGACGCGAUUUGUCGUCACACCUGGCUGGAGGCCGCUGUGAGUUGGGCCAGAGAGAGAGGGAGGGAGGGAGAGAAAUAGAGGGAGAGAGAAUGGAUAUAAGGGGACGACACACCACAGCAGGGCUCAUGUUCUGGACCCCUGCCCCCGCGCCCGCCUCUCCUGUCAGCUCUGUGGUGUCAGAGGUGGACUGGGGGAGGGAGGAGGAGAAGGAGGAGGGGCUGGAGGAAGAUGAAGAGGAGGACUUCCACAGCCAGAUGGAUGAGAAUGGGAUCAUAGGGCUGGAAGAGGCCCUGGGGGAGAUGGGUCUUCAGGGAGAGGGGGAGGAGGAGAGAGAGGGGCCCUGGUCACCUGGAGCCCGGGACCCAGAGGAGGGGUCUGCUGGUGGGUUAGGUAGGUCGGGGAUGAGCCCUGAGGAGGGAGACCGUCUGGAGGAACACAGUUACGACAUGGGGGAACUGCUGGACUCUGAGCCUCUGUCUUUAUCUCAACCGCCUGGAGAAGAUUCCCUCAACUUGUCAAUCUAUGAGGAUGGUGUGGAGGUCUGGACCGAGGAGGAGGAGCUGAGACAGGAGGAGGAGGAGGAGCAGAGGAUGAUGCUGCAGCGCAGCACGGAGCUCCUGCCUGUGAGAGACCGACAGCUGGACAUGACGGAGGAGGAGGAAGAGGAGGAAGAGGAGGAGGCAGGGCGUGGCUGUAUGCAGGAGGGCUGGGAGGAUGGAGGAGAGGGUGGGGAGGAGAGCCAGGAGAGGAGCCCUCACAGCGCUCCCCCACCAACCCUAGGACCCGGCCAGCGCUCUGCCCCAGAGAGGGUUACCAGACGGGGCUCUGGCCAGCCCUCCCUUCUCUCCCCUCCCCACACGGUUCUCAGUCCCGCCCCUCGUUCUCCCUCUCCCGACACGGGUUCCACGUUCCCCCACCUCCUGCACUUCUCCUCCGAGGAGCUGGCCGACUCCCCGGGGAUAGAAGCCGAGACCCUCCCAGAGAGCCUUCUGGAAUCCCACUGCAGCCACGCCCCCGGCUCUCAUUGGCUGCCGGACUCCGAGGGGGAGGAGCCUAUUCCUCUCCCAAACCGCGAGACCUCCUACCGGCUCAGCGGGAACGCGGUUACCCGGGUAACCAACGACCCGGGUGCGGCCCACCGUCGGCCAUGCCCCUCCCCCUCGCCCAGGAAGCAGAGGCAGCGUUCUCCCCAGGCCCUGCCCUCCCCUCAGAAGGCCCCGCCCCCUGCUACAGAGUCCCGCCGUGGGAAUAGUGGGGGAGACAGCCGGGCCAGGACCCCUGGAGAGAGACGCUCCCAGCCCAGCCUGGACGAGGAGAGGCGGGACCCCUUGACCUUCCCCACGCCCGACUUCUCCAAGGUGGAACCCAGGGUCCACUUCCCCAAGGACGGGUACAAGCCCCCCAGGAGCAAGGGUUCCCCCAGGAAGACGUGCCUCCCCGCCGAGCCCCCCCUGGUCUUCAAGUCCCCCGCUGACAUAGUGAGGGAGGUGCUUCUGAACGACCCUGGGGCCCCAGCCCCCCGCGGGGCCCUCAGGGGCCCCGUCUCCACGGUGCCCCAGGAGUUCAGGUGCCCCUGGCAGGCCACCACUCUGAUGCAGCAGCUGCAGGAGGACUACAACAGACUGCUGACUAAGUAUGCUGAAGCUGAGAACACCAUUGACCGCAUGCGCCUUGAGGCCAAGGUGAACCUCUACUCAGACCCACCAAAGCCCAGUCACUCCAUCCAAUCAGCAGCUUUCCAGGAGGGUUCAAAGGUCAUGACCCUUACCUUUCCCCGCGCUCAGAGGGUGGAGACCUCCGAUUCUGCUCAUCACUCAGGAGCCUCCCCGUGCCGGCCCUCCUCCUCCUGCUCCUCCUCCUCCAGGGUCCGGGACCUCCCGCUGGGUCUGGCUCUGGCCCAGAGCCUCACCAGGCAGGCGGGAAGGUUCCUCCAGCAGGUGCAGACCUAUGAAGAUCUGUCUCAGAGGGGAAAGCUCAAAGCCGCUGACCAGAUGAAGGGUCUCUCGUGGCUCGCCCAGGGGCUGGACUCCCUGGAGAGAGGGUACCUGACGGCCAGAGACGAGCACAGACUGUUGGAGCAGAGAGGUCUGGAGACCGGCCCCUUCGACCCCGACAGGGAGUUGGAGGGGCUGAUAUUCCAGUGUGGGACGCGUAUGGAGGAGCUGAAGGAGCAGAAUGCACAAUACCAGCCCUCCUCUGAGGCCCCUCCCUCCCCUCCUCCUAACCCCGCCCCCCUGACCACGCCCCCUGGAGCCUCGGGGGGGGCGGAGGUCAGCUCAGCCAGCAGAGAGAGCGAGGGAGGCAUGGAGGACGAGCAAGCCCCGCCCCCAGCCCUCCUCCGCCUCCGGGCGCUGCUUGAGAAACAUCCGCUGGUGGAGACGGAUUUCAGCGCCCUGAUUGGCCACUUCCAGGACUUCAGAGAGCUGACUGGCCUGCUGGACAGGGGCUGGAGGGAGGGGGGCCCUGCAGGGGGGCCGGGGGGCCCUGCAGGGGGGCCGGGGGGCCCUGCAGGGGGGGGCCCUGCAGGGGGGCCGGGGGGCCCUGCAGGGGGGCUGGGGCCCCCAGGAGAGGCCGGAGCAGGGACGGCGCCACACAGGGGCCAGGAGGGGAGUCUGGGAGAGCCAACCACAGCUCACUCCACCAGGACCCCAGCAGCCCGGCCACGGGGCAGCCAAUCAGAGCCUCCCUCUCCCAACACGCACAGCCAAUCGCAUGCCCUUCCCCGGCAGUCGACCAAUGGGAGUAAGAGGUGCGCGGCGAGGAGGUGUGCCAAGCUGCAGGCUGCCAGCGUGGGAGAGGGUGCCAAGCUGCAGGCUGAGGCCAGGAGAGCGCAGUCACAGGACGGGGUCCUCUCCCCAGAGACUGACAGUGGCUUCGUGGGUUCAGAGAGCUGCCGUCUCACCCCUGCAGCUGCCAGUCCUCUCCACCAGGGGGCGAGCGUGUCUGCUUUUCGAGAAGAGAUCCCAGGGAAAGUCCACCCCUCUCAGGAGCAUGAUGGUAGGUCCCGGCUCAGCACCCUGGGGCAACCGCAGAGCGUACCAAGUCGGGCCAGAGGGAGAGAAGGCAGAGGGGGCUCUGGCUCCAGCUCGUCCCAGCUCUGGGCCCCCCAGAGCCCUCAGAACUGGCCCAGCAGUGGGGCCAGCAGGGGGCCCAGCAGGGGGCCCAGCAGUGGGGCCAGCAGUGGGGCCAGCAGGGGGGCCAGUGAGUUUGGACCAGACAGUGACCAGGGUUCAGGGGAGGACGAGGGACAGAACUACGCCCCGCCCACCUCACGUCACCGCUAUCCCACAAGCCCCUCCACCUCUUCACCCUAUUUCCAUGACGAUCUCGUCAGAGCCCGGAGCUUCUGUCACCUGACUCACACCAACAAGGCCAUCCAGGCCCUGCAGGCAGAGAUGGGCAGGCUGAAGGACAGACUGGCGUUGUGUUCCGGUCAGACCGGGCUCCCCAGCGCUGCCACAGCGCCCCCCACUGCCCCAGGGGAGCCGCCACACCCUCCCAGCUCCACUCGUCUCAGCAGGCCUGCUCAGAGACUGGAGGAGGCUGUCAGAAAGAGAGGGGGAGAGGAAGAGGAGAGGGCUCCCAGACCUGCCCCCAGGAAGAGAGUCGGGCAGAGAGGGGAUCUGGACCUCACCUCAGAUUCAGAGCAUGCCCAGUCAACGCCCAGACCACGGUCCUCCAGACUUAUCCCAGAAUCCCCUGCUGCACAGGCAGGAAGGCGUCAACACAGCAGAGGCGUGAGGAGCAGAGGAGCCCACGUCCGGCAGCGUGUGGGCGUGUCUGUUGCGGUGGAUGAGCCAGACGAUCGCAGCAGGACGCUAGCUGGGUGUUCCCUGUGUGCUCCCCUCCGUCACUCCACCCCAGCAGGGCCAGGAGGGGGUGACACUGAGGCGAGAGGCCCCAGUCCUCACUGCACCGUGUGUGGGACGGCCGACAGACACGGGCCCGCCCUCCUCCACCCGGCACGCAGCCUUGAGAAAGACGCAGGCCACGCCCCCCAAACCAGCCAACCUAUGAGCCAACCAAUGAGCUAUCCACACAUGUUUCUGGCAGCCCCGCCCCUUCCUGUGCUCGGUGGCGUGGCAUUGGUCCAGUGUGUGCCCGUGUGCUCUGCGCCAGUUCUGUUCCUACCCAGCCCUGUGUCGCAGCCCCCCUCCUACCCCCAUCCCGUCUACGUGGUGCAGGGCGAGGGGGCGUCCCGGGGGGUCAGAGGUCGUGAGGAGGCCAGGGGGGCCUCCGGGCGCUCCGUCUCGGCCGGCCAGUGGUCCCUGGACAGGUCCCUGGACAGGUCCCUGAACCGGGCCGUCCUGGCAGCCAGAGACAUGAGGCUCGUCUCCAAACGCAUGACCCGCUCCCUGGCCACCGGCCUCCACAACCAGAGGGCGCUGUCGCAGUCUUGCACGUACUGAACGACAGGAAGUCGCACCGCGGCGGGGGAAGUGAUCAAAGAUAGAGAGAGAUGAUCUCCAGGUGGCAGAACAGCUGUCCUGGAUUCUGUCUGUCUGGUAGCAAAACAGAGAUUCUUACUGUAGGAAGAAAGGAUUCUAUCUAUGUCUCUUCCUGAGUGUUCUGUGGAAGGGAAAUGAAUCGCUCCCAUAUCCUCCUAACUAUGACAGGGUGAACAGGCUGCUGUGGCACCAUCCAUGUUUGUACACCUGGAACCACUCUACAUGUUUAGCAUGGGUGGGAACGAUUCUAAUGUGAUGACAGCGCGCACCAGAACACACAGUUGUGAAGUGGAACUAGUUUUAACCACAAGGCCUUGAUGGCUUUGGCUUGAAAGACGGUGUGUAUAGGCCGUUUUACGUGUGUGUGUGUUUGUUACUUUCAGGGAAAUAAUUAAUCAGACUGUCUAUAGUCUCAAUAGGUUUUUGUGUCAAACACAAAAGGAGUAUAUUUUCUAAAGCUUCUGACGUCCCCAUAUCUUUUUUGUACUGUGUUGAUCUAAUUUUUUUGUUUUUCCAGAUACUGCAUUUUGAAACUAAAUGAAAACAGAUAAUGAUUACCAUUUUCUGUUUAAAUAAAUUUUGGAUGUU